Molecule: messenger RNA, 1384 nt
Organism: Nasonia vitripennis (jewel wasp)
Lineage: Eukaryota; Metazoa; Arthropoda; Insecta; Hymenoptera; Pteromalidae
Product: dnaJ homolog subfamily C member 17
Exons: 6
Coding region: 288-1295 (335 amino acids)
Biological process (GO): spliceosomal complex disassembly
Cellular component (GO): spliceosomal complex
Molecular function (GO): RNA binding
Source: RefSeq, a predicted model, not a curated record
UUAAAUAAUUUAAGCCGUGGUCAAAUGUAUGUACAUACAAGAGAUGAACAAGUUCUACGUUUAUAGAGUUUUGCGAACUGAACUGACCCUUUAACUGGCCUGUGAAUUGUAAUAUACCUAUACAUUAUCGAUAUGAUCCAGUAAAAACGAUUCGGAAUCAUAUGGUAACAUAACCUUUAUCAUAAACAGCCCUGAUAAACAGUAAACAGCGUAUAAGUGUAAGGUACACAACUUUACAGUUGAUUUAAAUUUACAGAUUAUUAUUUAAUUAUAAAAAGUUGAUCAUAAUGGAUGACGAUAUAUCAAAAUUAGAUUUAUAUGAAAUCAUCGGUGCAACUAUAACAUCAGAUGAAUCUGAGAUUAAAAAAGCUUAUCGAAAGAAAGCACUCAGUUGCCAUCCUGACAAAAAUCCAGAUAAUCCAAAGGCAGCAGAAUUAUUCCUCCAAUUAAGUAAAGCAUUAGAAAUAUUAACUGAUGCUGCAGCACGGGCUGCCUAUGACAAAGUUGUAAAUGCAAGAGCUCAGGCUAAACUUAGAGUAAAGGAAUUAGAUGCCAAGCGCAAAAAAUUCAAAGAUGAUCUUGAAGCUCGUGAAGAAGCUUUCAAAAGAUCACAAACUUCAGGUUACACCUAUUCCCCAAAAAGUGACGAAGAGAAACUUAAAGCUGAAAUAGAGAGGUUGAAAAAGGAGGGUUCUAAGUUAGUUGAAGAAGAAAAGGAACGAUUGCGCCAAAAAAUAUUAGAAGAUUUACGGAAUGGAUCUACUAAUAAUGGUUAUAGUGAAGAUGAAUGCCGCUGCAAAAUAAGAUGGAAAGUUGAUGCUGAUGAUACAACUAAUGGUGGUUAUGAUUAUGAUAAUCUCCACAGGUUCUUAUCAAAAUAUGGUGAAAUAUCAGUAUUAGUCAUAUCAACAACAAAAAAAGGUAGAGGUCUAGUCGAAUUCAAAACUAGGGAAGCAGCUGAAUCUGCAGUUAACUAUGAAAGAGGUCUUAUAACAAAUCCCCUGAAAUUGGAAGGCAUAUGGGAGAAAGGCAAAAAAACCAAACAACAAUUUCAAACUACAUCUAAUCCAAUAGUUGGAGGUGGAAGUUUGUUCGCAUCAGCUUCCAGAUAUACAAAUCAAAAUACUACUAGUCGUAUUCCACAAGGACUUAGUUGUUUAUCUGUUCCAGAUAUAUUUAAUACGCAAGCUCACAGUGAUGCUGAUUUGGAAAACGCAGUUUUGAAUAAUUUGAGAAGAGCAGAAGAGCGCAAAAGGUUAAUAGAAGAAAUGAAAGCACAAGAUGAAGGAACGUGAUUGUUUAAUUAUUUGUAAAAAUUUCUACCCAUAACAAAGUCAUUUUACUUCUUAAGAUUUAAUUUUAAUAAAAAAUUUUUUAAAAUCUA